AUGAAAUCAUCAUCAUCGGCAAUGGAAUGCUUGUAUGUACCAGCAUGGCUUGAGAGUCUACUAUCCAUAACAUUCUUCUCUUUGUGCAAUGUUCAUACCGAAAAGGCUAAGAAUGAUUGCAAAAUGUUUUGCCUCGAUUGCAAUAACCAUAAAGCAUCUUGCGUUCAUUGCAUUGCAUCUUCUCAUGAAAAACAUCGAGUGGUUCAGAUAAGGAGAUCAUCGUAUAAUGAUGUUGUGAGGGUGAUAGAGAUUGAAAAUGCAUUGAACAUAAGUGGGAUUCAGACAUAUAGGAUCAAUGGUUUCAGGGUCCUUUUCCUUAUUACAAGGCCUCUCAAUCCCAAAAAGAACAAGAUUUCUGCCAAACUUAUGUGGACAAAGCAGAGUGAGAGUGAAAGCUUUGCAAUAGAAGGAAUUUCAAGAACCAUGUUAUCAGCAGAGGAAGAGGAAGAAUUGCACAAAAAGCUUGAACCAGAAAGACUUCUUGAACGCCGACAACGGCCUUCUCCGUGUGCUCAGCCGCUGCCGCCGCCGCCGUUCAAUAAUGCAAAUUCUAGGAAAAGAAAGGGAAUACCUCGAAGGUCUCCUCUUAUGUAG
This is a messenger RNA of Arachis duranensis, 594 nucleotides long. RefSeq lists its product as uncharacterized. The transcript is spliced from 4 exons. The record is from RefSeq and is a predicted model, not a curated record. NCBI's taxonomy places the organism in Eukaryota, Viridiplantae, Streptophyta, Magnoliopsida, Fabales, Fabaceae. Bases 1 to 594 code for a protein of 197 amino acids.